UCCGGAAAUGUUCGUUGGAGACAAGUGUGACGCCAUCUCCACAUCACUACUCCAGUCUGUCAGAACACGAACUAAAAAUAAAUACAGCGAACCGAGUCUAAAAGUUCAUCUCACUUCUUCUUCUUCUUCUUCUUCUUUUUCUUCUUCUUCGUUGACAGAAUCAGUGUUCAUCUUGAUUCUCCUUCUUACAACUUAAAGAUUUGAUUGACAAUUAGGCUCUGGACUCUUUUGUUGGGAUUGGGUAAUCAAUAGAUAGAGGAAGAGGAUUAGCUGCUAAAGGUUUGUUAUUGGAUACUGUUGGAUGUUUUCUGGAUUUGUAGUGAGUUUUUUUUUAAAAAUUUAGUGAAGAUGGAUAGGCCUCGACAGAAUGAUCACUUGGGUGUGAAUAAGAUUGGGAAGAACAUCAGAAAGAGUCAUCUCCACCAACCCAGUGUCGCUGCUCAUGCUAACUUAGCCGCUGCGGCUGCGAGGCCUCAAGCGCAGCCUCAGGUUUAUAACAUAAACAGGAGCGACUUUAGAAGUAUUGUUCAGCAGCUUACUGGCUCUCCAUCACGAGAAAGCCUCCCUCGGCCUCCGCAGAACAACUCACCAAAGCCUCAGAAUACCCGGUUGCAGAGAAUUAGACCACCACCCUUAAUGCAAAUCAACCAGCCUGGGGCUCCUGUACAUCAUCAUCAUCCUCACAGCUUAAUGAGACCACCUCCACCCCAAUGGCAUAUGCCACAAGUCGCACAACAACAACAACCAAUGAUGGGCGGGGACCAGUUUGGGUCUAAUACAACUGAAUCUCCCCUCUCAGGUUAUAUGCGUUAUCUUCAAAGUCCACUUGGUGAUGCAGGUCCUAGUGGUAACCAAAUGCAGCCGCCAGGUCAUGAACAUCAGCCUUAUAUGCCGGCUCAUGAACAACCUCCAUAUAUGCUAGCUCAGCCUCAGCCUCAGCCUCAACCAUAUAUGCCAGGUCACGAAAAUCGGCCUUAUAUGCCGGCUCAGGCUCAGUUUCAACCUCAGCAAUAUAUGCCAGGUCACGAACACGGGCCUUAUAUGCCAGCUCAGCCUCAAUCUCAACCUCAACCUCAGCCAUAUAUGCCAGGUCAUGAACAUGGGCCUUAUAUGUCAGCUCAACCUCAGUCUCAACCUCAGCAAUAUAUGCCAGCUCAGCCUCAGACACAACCAGAUCCAUAUAUGAUGCAUGGAUCGCAACCUCAAAUGAAUAUGCAGGGGCCACUGCAACCUAGUCAGUAUCCACCACCACCGGGGCUAGUUCCUAGCCAAGUGUCUCGUAAUCUUCCUCCCCCUCAGUUCAAUGGUCCUGUACCUGUGACACCCGCUCUACCCUCGCCAAGUUUCAAUCAGAUGUAUAAUGGUUUUCAUUCUCCUCAGUAUAACGGUUUCGGAUCACUACAGUCACCUACAUCUCAGUUUGGUCUGCCAUCUCCUACCUACCCGAAUAUGUUAUCUCCUCGAUCACCUUACCCAUUGCUGUCACCAGGAGUUCAGUAUCCUCAACCACUCACCCCAAACUUCUCGUUUUCACAACUAGCUCAAUCAGGAAGUAGUGGACCUGGUGCUGGUCCAGGUCUUCCUCAGCCACCUCCAUCUCCAGGGCUCGUGUUCCCUUUAUCUCCAGGAUUAUUCCCACUCCCAAGUCCAAGUUGGGGUGAUUACUAGGCUGUGCUUCUCUAUCCGUAAAUCUCAUCAUGUUUUUUUUGUGUCAAGUCUGCCUAGGUUAGUCUGUACUAUGAAAGAAGCUUAAUCUUGAGAGUCUACAGUAGAAUAGACGCAGCCGCAUAGACGUGUGAAACGCAAAAAGGUGCUUUUAAUACAUUUUUUCCUCUGUUACUUUUGGGGAUUCUUAUAGGUUAAAGCUUUACUUAAAAAUCAUAGGAUGAUGAAUUGAUGACGAUCAUUACAUUUCUUUUGUUUUUCACAGAAUUUGCUGUAUUGUGGGAAUUUGUACACAAAGUAGAAACAAAACUCUGUCAAUUUAUAUGAUUUUUUGGUGUUUCUAAAGCAUGUA
Messenger RNA from Brassica oleracea var. oleracea, 2017 nucleotides. RefSeq names its product protein HAIKU1-like. The transcript has a single exon. The record is from RefSeq and is a predicted model, not a curated record. Lineage: Eukaryota; Viridiplantae; Streptophyta; Magnoliopsida; Brassicales; Brassicaceae. Bases 349 to 1668 code for a protein of 439 amino acids.